AUGUCGCUUCAUCAUCUUGGAAUGGAAAAAAUCCUUGAAAAACAGCAAAAACGUUUCACAAAAAAAUGAAAAACCAUCUCCGUAUUAUUCUCACCUCCCCCACCUUUCACUCCUUUCCAACGCACACACAACCCUCACCAAAAAUCAAGUUUCCGCAACAACCUCAACGGAUCCCCGGACUUUCAACCCUAAACCCCUUUGCGGCUUAUAUGGAGUACUUCAAAAGGUUGUUUCCGAGUAUGAUCUUCCUCUCAUGUUUUCGCCCAUGAAGCUAACAGGUGUUCAUGUGGAUGUAUGCAUAAGAAGAAUGGGAUUUUAAGCUCAAAAUGGACUGCAAUAUAAGAAGAAGAAGAAUCCAUUAAGUAAAAGAGGAUCUUAAAUGUUAGUGUAGCAGGUAAGGUAUAUACAUAAAAAAUCCCACUAUAGUUUUACGUACUCUCAUAAUAUGAAAAGUGAUGUUUUUUAGUGUUG
This is a messenger RNA of Cuscuta europaea, 471 nucleotides long. The record is from the annotation of a GenBank genome assembly. Lineage: Eukaryota; Viridiplantae; Streptophyta; Magnoliopsida; Solanales; Convolvulaceae.